Messenger RNA from Lecanosticta acicola, 941 nucleotides. The record is from the annotation of a GenBank genome assembly. NCBI's taxonomy places the organism in Eukaryota, Fungi, Ascomycota, Dothideomycetes, Mycosphaerellales, Mycosphaerellaceae.
AUGACAGGCAAAGAGCGCGCUGAGAGCGAAGAGCCACAGCAGGGAAGUUCGAAGGUACCCAAGUAUCUGCUGCCUCUGCUGGACGGCAUUAAGAAGUGAGCUGAAUGAGCGAGACCAAAUACAUAGUUGGGCAAAUCUGACAGUGCAACAGCUACCACAAGUCGAACAAGCACUUGGACCUCGUAAUCAAAUGCCAAGGCCGCGAAUGGAAGGUCCACAAGACUGUCGUCUGUCCGCAAUGGGAAGCUUGCGACACCGCUAUCACCAAGUGCAAGGUAUACCCAUAUACAACACCGAUGAUCUUCUACGUUACGAGGAUGCUCACGGCAACAUAGGAGGGCGAAGACAAUGUCUUCGAGCUGAAGCCGGAUGAGAAGGAUCCCAUUGCAGGAGACGAUCCGCAGACUGUCGACGCCAUGAUCCAUUACUUCUACAAUUUCGACUACGGCGACUACGGAAACGGCCAGCAGGAUGUACCGGGCAUCGUUCUCGACAUCCGCGUCUUCCUCAUCGCCGACAAGUACUUCAUCACUCCACUGGCAGAGCUCGCCGUCCAGAAAUUCGAAAAGCGCUGCAAGGACGAAUGGUCGACCCCCGAAUUCGCGGAAGCUGCGUCGAAGAUCUACGAGGCGCGAUUGGCUCCCGACGGGGCUAUGAAGCGGAUCAUCGUCGCUACCGUCAAAGGACACGCCAAAGCGCUUCUGUGCAGGGAGAAGAACGAUGAGAUCUCGAGCUUGGCCAACGUGCUCAAGAUGACGGAAAUAGGUGCUGACGUCUCGAGCGCCCUCAUUGCCGAUGAUAAGAGUACGAAGACUUACAAGUGUCCGGGUUGCAACAAGAUCUUUUCUGUGUCUAUUCCGGAUGGCUGCAAAUUUAGUUGUCCAGGACUUUGCUACCACAACAAUCGCGCAGGCUUUUGGAAGAGCCAUGUUGUGGAGUAA